Drosophila montana is the source of this 1848-nucleotide messenger RNA. RefSeq names its product ethanolaminephosphotransferase 1. Gene Ontology annotation, molecular function: ethanolaminephosphotransferase activity. The transcript is spliced from 8 exons. The record is from RefSeq and is a predicted model, not a curated record. The coding region runs from base 536 to 1771 and encodes 411 amino acids. Gene Ontology annotation, cellular component: endoplasmic reticulum membrane; Golgi apparatus. NCBI's taxonomy places the organism in Eukaryota, Metazoa, Arthropoda, Insecta, Diptera, Drosophilidae. Gene Ontology annotation, biological process: phosphatidylethanolamine biosynthetic process.
UAGAGCCGAGGCAGUCGCAAAGUGUUUUCAUUCUCGCUACGUCUCACAAGUGCUUUACUGUUAUAUGCAGUAGGUGUAUUUAUAUAUACAUAUGUAUAUGUAUCAUAUAUAUGUGUGUCUCGUGAAGUAACGGCUGUUUGCGUGUUGCGUGUCAAAUAUAACAACAACAAGAACAGCAACAACAAAGGGCGCAGCAGGCGCAGCGCAAACGGCGAACGCAUCCCCCGUGUCUCUAUAAACGAUUAUUUAAUUUAUGGUUUAUGGUCAAAAAAAAAAGAAAUAUAGUUAAAUAAAAAAAACAAAAAUAAUUGGAGGAAAGUGCGUGCCGGUGAACAGCUGCGAGAGAAUUUACAAGUGAAGCGAAUAUAAUUAUACAAUGUUUAAAUCGAAGACAGUAGCUUAUAUUUGACCCCAGGCAAAGGUCAUUAUUAUAUUGAUAUUUAACUGUGCGCUCUGCUGUUAUCAGUACAGCAACAACAACAACAAUAGCAACAAGAAUAAAUAUAACAUUAAACAAAACAAUAACAAUAACAAUAUGGGUAACAUGCGCUAUUUGUCGGAGGCUCAUUUGCGGGGCUUCGAGCGUUACAAGUAUAACAGCAUAGACACUAGUUUUCUGAGUGUCUAUAUAAUGCAUCCGUUCUGGAAUGCCUGCGUGAAGUAUUUACCGAAAUGGCUGGCGCCUAAUAUACUCACUUUUGUGGGUUUUCUCAUGACCGUGGUGAACUUCAUAUUGAUAGCUUAUUACGACUGGGACUUCAAGGCGGCCAAUGACAAAUCGGUGGGCAAUACGGUGCCCGGCUGGGUCUGGACCGUGGCGGCCAUCAACAUACUCAUCUACUACAAUUUGGAUGGCAUGGAUGGCAAGCAGGCGCGUCGCACGGGCACGAGCGGUCCGCUCGGCGAGCUCUUCGAUCAUGGCUUGGACUCAUAUUCGGCGGCCCUUAUACCCAUCUAUAUAUUUUCACUGUUUGGCACGGCGGACUUGCCGCCAAUACGCAUGUUUUUUGUCAUAUGGAACGUGUUUCUCAAUUUCUAUUUUACGCAUGUUGAAAAGUAUAAUACGGGCGUUAUGUUCUUGCCCUGGGGCUAUGACUUUACCAUGUGGGGCGUCAGCGUGAUGCUGUUUGCGGCCACUUUGGUGGGUCCGGAAAUUUAUCGCUCGAGCUUUUACGGCUUUACGGUGGCGAAUAUGUUCGAGAUUGGCCUCAUUGGCUCCGGCAUACUAUCCAGUCAUCCAAUUAUCAUAAGGAACAUAUAUCUCUCAUAUAAGAAAAAGACGGGCAAAAUGCGCCCCAUGAUGGAGAUGUUGCGUCCAUUCUUUGCCUUCGUCUGGCUCUUUCUGAUCACCUUGGUUUGGUCAUUCUUUUCGCGAAAUCAAGUCAUUAAUCUGGAGCCGCGUAUCCUGUGGAUACUCUAUGGCACUAUCUUCUCCAAUAUCGCAUGCCGCCUGAUUGUGGCCCAAAUGUCGGAUACACGUUGCGAUGGCUUUAAUAUACUUAUGUGGCCACUGCUUGCCACUGUGGGCGUCUGUUGUUUUCCCUGGUAUGAGCAUGUUUUCGGCAUGGAUCUGACGGCGCAGGGCGAACGCUGGCUCGUACAUGGCCUGACAAUAUUCGUCACUUUGGCGCACUGGCAUUAUGGCUAUGGUGUGGUCUCGGAAAUGUGUAAUCAUUUUAAGAUCCGUUGCUUCAAAGUAAGAAAAUCCCACAGCAAUUCCGUUGAAUACACUACAUUCCAGAACAAUAACAAAUCCCAGAAAAGUCAUUGAAACUAAUUACAUACUAACUUAAAAAAAAAAACAAAUCAAAAAAAAAAAAUAUUCAACGAAAUACGAAACUACCAAAA